GACGGGCUUCCUAACCUUGAAGACAUAGACCUUGAAUCUGAGGCAUUCGCGGCUCUACCACCCCCCGCCCAACUGCAUGUCCUUCUCAUGCUACAACGGUACCUGACUUCGGGGAAACUGGCAGGUCAGAAAACCGUAGAAGGUGAGUGCGAAACCUCUACCGGCGAUGCAUUCUCUACGCUCCAAUUAAAUCGCCUCAUUCUCCGUCGCAAGUUGACCAUCAAACAGGCCCAAAUUCAUCAGCUUUUCAACGAAAAGGCUGUCCGUGAGGUUGUAUCGAAUCUGGACGAUAAAACAGCUGACCUAAUUAGAACCAAUUUUUCCGCAGACCUUGACAACGCUGUUCAGGUCAAGGCAUCGCGCAUCGUAUCCCAGGACCAGGGCCACACAAUCCUGUUAAAAAAAGAAACCAGCUUAAAACGCCCCACUGUUUCGCCAUUAAAACGCCUUCGACGGGCACAUCCCAGUAUCGGUGUUUGCUGA
Messenger RNA from Dibothriocephalus latus, 483 nucleotides. The record is from the annotation of a GenBank genome assembly. Lineage: Eukaryota; Metazoa; Platyhelminthes; Cestoda; Diphyllobothriidea; Diphyllobothriidae.